AUGUUGGAUUGCAAAGAUGCUGCUACUCCAAUGGCAACUAACUGCUACUUGGAUCUAGAUGAGGCUGGUAAAAGUGUUGAUCAAAGAAUGUAUCGAGAAUCACAUCUUACAGCAGUUAAAAGAAUUUUAAAGUACCUGAAAGGUACUAAAGGCCUUGGACUGUGGUAUCCAAAUGGUACAAACCUUUUUCUAAAUGGUUACAGUGAUUCUGAUUUUGGAGGUUGCAAAAUAGACAGAAAAAGCACCAGUGGCACAUGUCACUUACUUGGAUCUUCAUUGAUCUCUUGGAAUUCAAAGAAACAAGCAUGUGUGGCUUUAUCUACCCUAGAAGCUGAGUACAUAGCGGUUGGAAGCUGUUGUGAACAGUCUCUUUGGAUAAAGAGUCAAUUAGAGAACUAUGGCAUUAAAAUUAGAAAACAUUCCGUUGAAAUGUGA
This is a messenger RNA of Vigna radiata var. radiata (mung bean), 435 nucleotides long. RefSeq lists its product as uncharacterized. The record is from RefSeq and is a predicted model, not a curated record. Lineage: Eukaryota; Viridiplantae; Streptophyta; Magnoliopsida; Fabales; Fabaceae. Bases 1 to 435 code for a protein of 144 amino acids. The transcript is spliced from 2 exons.